Molecule: messenger RNA, 3205 nt
Organism: Sycon ciliatum
Lineage: Eukaryota; Metazoa; Porifera; Calcarea; Leucosolenida; Sycettidae
Product: galactocerebrosidase-like
Exons: 3
Coding region: 187-2727 (846 amino acids)
Biological process (GO): galactosylceramide catabolic process
Cellular component (GO): lysosome
Molecular function (GO): galactosylceramidase activity
Source: RefSeq, a predicted model, not a curated record
AACCAUUGCAAUUUACAAUUGUAUGCACAUGUAGAAUCAACAAUAUGCUUAUGCACUAAAAUAAGUAUUAGUAGAGUAAUUAUGUAAAAGUCUUCAAAGCGUGUUUUCCUACCGGCAUGUCACGGUUUCAAGAUUCAGUUGUAGCAGGUAUCACUGCUUCUAUUCGAGUAAAUACUGGAUCAUUCAAUGGCGGGAGUUUCUUUGGUUUCUUUGGUUAUAAAUCUCCUCGUCGCCAACUUGUUCUUGGACAUUGCGGCGCUGAGAGCAGAUGUGGAGCCGACAAAUGUGUCCGGUAGCGUCUUGCCUGUCGAUCCACGCCGCGGUGAAAGUCUCCGUUUUGAUGGAAUCGGAGCGCUCAGCGCGGGAGGCACUAGUCCCCUACUGCAGCGCUACGAUCCGACGCAUGCUUCUCAAAUACUUGACUACCUUUUCAAACCCAGCUUCGGUGCGUCCCUGCAAAUGCUAAAGGUGGAGAUCGGCGGCGACUCAUUGGCGGGGUGCGGCGCCGAGAGCAGUCACAUGCACACGGACAACGUGUCACGCGUAGACUACAGCACUGGCUACGAGUGGUGGCUGAUGGUGGAGGCCAAGAAGCGCAACCCCGACAUCAAACUGUACGGCCUGCCCUGGUCCUUUCCUGGAUGGCUGGGCACGAAAAGUCCCUAUGCCAAUCCACAGCUAACCGCACAGUACAUUGUUAAAUGGCUGGAGGGUGCCAGGCAUAUCUACAAUCUCACCAUUGAUUACAUCGGUGUAUGGAAUGAGCGCCCAUCGAAUUCAACUUACGUCCAAGUUCUCCGGAGCGCCAUGGAUGCCGCUGGUUUCAAGCAGACGCAAAUCGUGGCAAAGGACGGUGGCGCUGACAUCUGCAACAGCAUGGCUACCGACAAAGCGUACGCCGAUGCUGUGGACGUUAUUGGUCUCCACUACCCGAGCGAUUUCUCAAACUUCUCGCUGUGCCACUCGUUCAAUAAGCCGUUCUGGGCCAGCGAGGAGUCGAGUAGCUAUGACGACGCCAACGGUGCGGCAUGCUGGGCUCGUGUGAUCAACUCGCACUGGGUGCUGCAGCAGAUGACGUCCAGUAUUAUGUGGAACUUGGUCGGCAGCUACUACCACGGCACCAACUGGUAUGCGGAGAGCAUGAUGACAGCCGACCAGCCCUGGAGUGGUCACUACUGGGUGUCACCCGUCAUCUGGGCCACAGCGCAUGUCACCCAAUUCACCAAGGUCGGAUGGAGGUACCUGAAAAACAGAGCGGGGUCGGGUCUCCUUCCCCUGGGCGGUUACUAUGUGACCUGGGUCGACCCUGACGGUCCAGACUUCACCAUCGUGGCUGUGAAGAUCUCGUACGAGCACGCUCCCUGCAUUCGGCCACACUUACCAAGGUUCAAUACGAGCGCAGAGACAGUCACGUUUGAGUUGACUGCAAGCAUGGGCCACAUUCAAAGCCUGCAGGUCUGGUACUCAAACUUCGAAGAUGGCCCUCCGCACACUCUGUUCGAAAAGCAAGCCAACGUAGCAGUGGUGAAUGGCAAGGUCAACCUGCACAUACCAGUCGGUGGAUACUUCACACUGAGUAGCCUGAAAUCAGGGGAGAAGGGAUCAUUUCCGAAUGAGAAGACAUCUGCGCCAAAUCUCCCCUUGCCGUACAAGGAAUCGUUUGACGCGGAUCAGAUUUCCGGGACGGCAGGAUACUUUGCAGAUCAGAUAGGGAUAUUCGAGGUCCACGCGGCAAGCUCGCAGGCUGGCGCUCACAAGAACGUCAUGCGGCAGAUGGUGCCUCAGACGCCAAUCGCGUGGCAAGGUUGGGGCGACACUGGCCCACUGACAGUGCUGGGAAUGCGUGAGUGGCAGGAUGUCACCGUCAGCAUCGACUUCUACGUGUCCGAAGAGCUGGUGGUGCACGCAAUGCCCUGCGUCGCGACCCGCUCAGACCAGAAGUGGCUCUACGCCGUUGCACUAUGUGUGAAUGGGACAGGGUGGACGCUGAGCAACCGUGGACCGCAAUUGCAGGCUGACAACACACCCGGAAAUCCUCCAGCCACGAGCAUUUAUCAGAGCGGACCGUUACCAGCGGGCGUGAGCAUAGCAGGAUGGCAUGCCAUCACGCUCACUACAAUCACCACGCAAGCAAGCGGUACUCUCGACGGCCACGUAUUGUUUGCCAACGCCAGCAUUGGCAACGCUGACACGGGGUUUGUGGGAGUCGGUAUGAACUAUUGGUACCCGGUAGAGUUUGACAACCUGGAAGUGGAUGCUGCAGGGCCAAACUGGGAGCCGACGGCACCAUGUCACAGCAGCACCGCUGGUGACACCCUCGGCAGCCGCAAUUGCACCACGAAUGGCUUGAGCAGUCCGGAUCAAGAGUUUGACCUGCUGGCGACCUAUCAGCUGCGGCAUGCCCCCUCGGGCCUGUGUGCCACAGCCACAGCCCUUGCAGCCAGUGCGACAAUAACACUGGAGGAGUGCGACGCUACGAACAGCAACCAGACAUUCUUCAAUACCUAUUCCAAUAUCCGCAACAUGGUCACAGCCAUUGAAGCAGUCAACGGCCUUGUUCUAUCUGGCAGGUACAGCAAUGGUACUGUUAGCUUGCAAACACGGAAAGCAACACCGGGUUGCUGGACCGAGUGGGCGUACUUUCCAAACACACGGCAGCUGCGCAAUCAGUACACACGCGACGACGCUGCCGGGUACCCGCAAUGUCUGUCCACGUGCCCACAGUAGCGCACUACAUGCAACAUUCACUCUCAUCCAGGUUGCCGCUGUGGUUAAACUUUCAGAGUGAAAGAACUCAAACGUUCCGAGCAAUAACAAUAAUAAUUAUUACAUGGCAUGAACUAACUAAUAUUACUAUGCACGUUCUGCCAGGAGUAAUACUACAGCCCAAAACAAAAAUGCAGAUCCAUAUUUACUACCUUUCUGCCGGCUGUCAUGGAAGGUCGGUAGAUUAUCGUACCUAGUUCCGAGCCCCAUGCCGGUUACUUCUGUUCUAAUUUGAGCAUGCAAUCAGUGUCUGCUCUAGGAUUGUGGGACAGCUGGGUACACGUGUAGCCAUGCAGUCGGUCCUUUCAAAGUUCGAAAGUGUAAAGUACCAACCGGGUCACAGGUGACCCGGUACUAUUAUUUUCAACCGGGUCCAAGCGCCGCCCAACCGGGUGGAUUACCCGGCUCACCCGGCGCUGGAGCAGACACUGGCAAUGAU